Messenger RNA from Botrytis sinoallii, 840 nucleotides. RefSeq lists its product as uncharacterized. NCBI's taxonomy places the organism in Eukaryota, Fungi, Ascomycota, Leotiomycetes, Helotiales, Sclerotiniaceae. The record is from RefSeq and is a predicted model, not a curated record. Bases 1 to 840 code for a protein of 279 amino acids. The transcript has a single exon.
AUGGGAGUGACCUCUACCGAGGAGACGAGACCCAGCCCGAGAAAUCCCCCCCUCCGAUCUGCCUGUCGGGAAUCUCGUGAAAUCUGGCUGCAAAACUACAUCAUAUCCGAGAUUCAAUUAUCGCAUGAAUGGGAAGUCAAAUUGGGUGUGAAGCCGCACGCGUUUGGGAACUGCAGAAAUACACAGUGUGUAAGGCUCAAGGCUCGUUACCCGGUUCGAUCCCAUAUGAUACCACACGAACACAAAUAUUAUUUGAAUUCGGAUGGGAGAUUAUUCUACGUUGUUGUUCGUGGUUUCAUCGACAUGGGUCGCGAUACUUUGAUUAUGGAUCCCGUACUUUUUUCCUUGGUCAAUGGCGAUUUGGGAUUGGGACCUCAACAUCUCAAGCUAAGGUCCAUAGCAUAUACUUCCAGCAUCGAGUAUCGUCCAUUGUGGAAGCCACCGGGAAAUAAUGGAAGAUAUGAGGUAGUUGAAGGCAUUCGACUCUUGAUCUCUGAUAGAGGUAGUGGCUAUCAUGUAGCAGAUCCCGAUAUCAACGAGACUUUCGUCGACUUACAAGCCGGCAAUGCAAGGAAUGCUCUUGUGCGUAUUGGGGAACCGGAAGAUCUCCCUGCAGAUAAGGAGAAGAAUAUUGCAAGCAAAGAUAUGUGGAACUUCAUUACCCAGUGCUGCCCACAGAUUUCCAGUAUCCAAUAUAUCCUUCUUGGUGAAACAAACACUGCAAUCGUCAAUUGGGGCGAUCCUGGCAAUCCACCUGGGCGAAAGGUGGAUGGGAAAUACACGGCAUCAUCUCUUGCCACUCUAUCCUUCUGUCCGGGAGAUUAUCAUGAGCCCAAUUAA